AUGGCCCCCCCAGCGGCUGACGUUGACCUGGUGUCCAACGUCCCUGCAUCUGCCACAGUAACGAAAGCUGAUACCACGAAUCGCCUCAAAGAGCCACUCGUUUACUCAGGAUCCCUCGACCAGUACAAGUCCUUCGACGUCACCAAGGUCAUUGGCAGGGAAUUCCCCGAGUUGCAACUCAGUGAUAUCCUGAACGACGACAACAAGAUCCGCGAUUUGGCCAUCACCGUGUCACAACGUGGCGUUGUCUUCUUCCGGAACCAGGACCUCAACAUUGAAGACCAAAAGAUACUCGGACAAAAACUCGGCGAACUCACUGGAAAGCCCGAGUCAUCCAAACUCCAUCGUCAUGCCCUCAGCAACAGCAAACGAGGCAUUGCCGUGGACGAAAACGGAAAGCUAGAUGACGAAGUCUCCGUCAUCUCUUCUGAACAAAACCGCAAAUUCUACAAGGAUCGUUUCACCGGCAACUCCAAGAGACUGGCGAGUGAAGGCUGGCAUGCAGACAUCACCUUCGAACGCAUCCCUUCCGAUUAUGCAAUUCUCAAAAUCAUCAAGAAACCCGAAGACGCUGGCGGUGACACGUUGUGGGCAUCCGGCUACGAGGCAUAUGACCGUCUAUCGCCGGAAUUCCAGAAACUGGCUGAAGGGUUGACUGCCACCCAUUACCAGCCAAACUUUGUCGAUGUCGCCAAAAAAUUCGGCGAGGAACUUAUUGAGCAAGACCGCGGAGCUCCAGAAAAUACCGGAAUUGACUUUACCGCCACUCAUCCCGUUGUCCGGACCAACCCUGUGACCGGAUGGAAGAGCCUGUUCGGCGCCGGCCACCAGAUCGAACGAGGCUGGAUCGAUAACGUGACUUUCCGAGAGAGCGAGAUUUUGAAAGCCUACUUCUUGCAACUGAUCACCGACAAUCAUGACCUGCAAGUCCGUUUCCGCUGGAACGAGAACGAUUUAGCCAUCUGGGAUAACCGCUCGGUCUUCCAUACUGCGACCAACGAUUACGAUGGCAAAAGACAGGGGAACCGUGUGGUCUCGCUUGGUGAAAAGCCUUAUUUCGACCCAAGGUCCGUUUCUCGUCGUCAGGCUCUGGGUGUCGCUUGA
This is a messenger RNA of Rhinocladiella mackenziei CBS 650.93, 1104 nucleotides long. RefSeq lists its product as uncharacterized. Lineage: Eukaryota; Fungi; Ascomycota; Eurotiomycetes; Chaetothyriales; Herpotrichiellaceae. Gene Ontology annotation, molecular function: 2-oxoglutarate-dependent dioxygenase activity. The transcript has 6 exons. The coding region runs from base 1 to 1104 and encodes 367 amino acids. The record is from RefSeq and is a predicted model, not a curated record. Gene Ontology annotation, cellular component: cytoplasm.